GCUGAAACCUACAGACGGCAAAGGGCACAAAAGGCGGGAGCAGCGACGAGCAAUUAUCGUCAUGUCGGUUCUCUUAGCGUGGCUUCGUCCAACGCCGUAUCGGCCCACAAGCGACGCCCAGCACUACCCAAAGUGGCUCAACGCCCUUGGCUUCAGCUACGUGCUCUUUACAGUCGGUCUGAGCAUCGGCAUCAUGUACGUCAUGUCCACGUACCUCGCCAACGACUUGUUCUGGCCCGACUUUGUCGUAAGUGGCAUGCAAAACGCGAUCAUCGACUUCUUCAACAGCCGCCUCGCGCUCAACGCGACGUCGUUCGAGCUCCUCAACCCGGCGUUUGCUCCGCCGACACUCUAUGACAGCUCGGCCAUGGCACUCGACAUCUACGAAGCGUACCCGCGUUUGGUGCUGUACGCCGAGCUCACGGCCAUGGACAAGGCGAUUGCGAGUCUUCGCGAGCUCUUUGCGACCGAGGUGACGCACAUGAUGACGCAGUACUGCUGGGUCGACUUGCAGCAGCGCUGGGAGCUCGGUCAUUCGCAUAAGCGCCAAGCACGAUGUGUCGCCAACGACAAGGCGAACGCCGCCGUGUACCUCGAGGCUGUCGGGCGCAACAUUGAUUUUGGCUCUUGGGUGCCAAUCUACCGAGGCUUCUUCAACAACUUGAUUGUGAGCGCGCUCGUCCGAUCGCCGGGCGGCUACCCCUGGGUGCAGUACAUGCUGUCGCAUGCGUGGGUGCCCGUCGACGACGAAGUGGCGUUUUGGAAGGCCCAUCAACUCGAAUACUUUGAGCUGCAGUGGAGCACGAUCCGCCAAACCGGUUUGACGGAAUCGAUUGGGAUUGAGAAUGCGCUGGGGAUGACGACGCGUGUGACGAUCAAGAGCAUCACGCCCGUGGACCGGUACGCGCUGUGGACGACCCACUCGAUGUACGCGUCGUUUGAGAAUGACAUGGGCAACUUUUACUUUGGUCCGAACCAGAGUUUGGUGCUCAACAGCCCGCUCUGGUUUGGCUACACGCUCCCAAAUGCGAUUGAAAUGUACAACCUCCCGUAUCCGCUCAACCACGCCAACACGGCGCUGCACCACCAGCUCGGUGAACUCGGCUCGGUCGACCUCAAGCUCAUGCCGCCUCCUCCCGCACUCACGGCCGCUGCCGAAGCUUUCAUCGCGCUGCUGACGCUUCAGACAACGACUAGUGCGUCAUUGGCGGCGGCCGUCGCGAGCAUUGGUGCGGUGGAUCUGCGCCCGACGCCACCCCAGUGGCAGAACCCCACUUUUUUGUUUUACGGCGGGAGCCCCGUGUGCGCGGACGGCGAACCCUACGACUUUAUCCAGCGCUCGUUUGGCUUUGACGACACGUGCGCGGGUCAGCUGCCGUUCAGCGUGCAGUGGGCAUCGGCCAAUUCGAUUUUUGCGUUGGCCCAGCUCUCAGCAAAUGACCUCGCGUUGGCCACGGGAUCGCUGUGCAGCAGUUUGGCGCUUCCGGCUACGGACGCCAGCCUCUGCACAACGUCCCUCGCUGCGUCCCUCCGCGCGUUUCGCCAGCUCCAACUCGCGUCGCCAUCGUCAUCGCUCACCGAUAGCGUCACCGCCCUCAACCUCUCCACGAUGCAGUUUGUGCGGACAUCACUGACGGCCAACACGUCGGUGAUGACUCAACCGCUUCUGGAUAUGACGAGCCCGGCGUGGACGCUGCUUGGGUGGAUGAGUCUCUUUGAGUGGGCACUUGGUCAGCGCGAAGCAGUGGCAUUUGAGGGCGACGUCCAGACGCUGCGUCUUCUCUCGUACAAGUAUACACCGGCGACGCAGCUCGCAAAUCCGCUCGACGUCAGCGGCAGCCUCGCCAACUACAUGUGGGGUCUCGCCUGGUACGUGAGCGCCGGCCUUUGCAUGGUCCUCUUUGGCGUCUCGCUGGCUCUAACGCUGACGCGACACCACGCGGGCCUCAACUGGUUCAUGUUCAACCGCAUUGCCAGCACCGUCUGGGUCGGGCGCCCGAUUCUGUUGGUCCGAUCCGCCACCGCCAUUGUCUGCCUCGCCACCGUCCCCAUCUACUUGGAGCCGCAAGCCAACCAUUUGUCGACGCGCUUUGUCGACGCGACGCGACCGUUCCUCGAGUCGACGGUGCUCGCCGGGGAGACGCUCUGGCUGUCGUACGUGCUCAACGAAGUCCUCGUGCAUCUGUCAGGUCCAAACACGCGGCGCGUGACCAUUUUGACGAGCGCAGCCACCUUUGUGCUUGUCGCGUUGCUCGACCUUGCGAGUCCACCGACGCUUGGGUCCUCAAUUGGCCGCGAGUGUCACUACUUUCACAUGGACAUUGGCGUGCUCUGCUCGAGCGGCUCGAUCCAGAUUGGCUACUUUAGCCGUGUGAUCACUAUUGUCUGCAUCCACGGCGCCAUGGUGCUGUUCGGCAUUGGUCUGGCCAAAUUGCUCAAGGAGCCCACGACGCCGCAAGGACACGGGUUUCCUACUGUGCUCUUGCAUGGCGCCGCGACGACCUUUUUCCAGGACCACGGCAGCGUGUCGGGCUACUACACGAUCGACUACAUUAGCGCCAUCAUGUGUGGCCUUCUCCCGUUCGCGUGGGCCGGGCGGUUUUACAUCUUUGAGCUCACGCUAUGGCGCGUGCUCAGCGACGACAACCUCGGGUAUCGCCGCACGCCCGAGGCGUUGUUGCUGCCGCACUCGUCGACCCCUGCGUAUCUGGAAACCAAAGCCGUGGUCGCCAAAGCGUCGGCUGCGUCCGGUGACUCGAGCGCCGUGUUGGUAUUGGCCAAGCGCGAUGCGUGGACACGCUUUGUCAAGAAAUACCUCCGCGUCGGGUUCCUCGUCGGCGGGCUUCUCUACAUUCUGAGCUCGCUCUUCAGCAACAUUGCGUACAUGACGGUGACGGUCAAGCAGAGUCUCGCCAAUGACAGAGGGUGGACUUCCUAA
This is a messenger RNA of Saprolegnia diclina VS20, 2938 nucleotides long. RefSeq lists its product as hypothetical. Lineage: Eukaryota; Oomycota; Saprolegniomycetes; Saprolegniales; Saprolegniaceae. Bases 62 to 2938 code for a protein of 958 amino acids. The record is from RefSeq and is a predicted model, not a curated record. The transcript has a single exon.